Molecule: messenger RNA, 3010 nt
Organism: Pipistrellus kuhlii (Kuhl's pipistrelle)
Lineage: Eukaryota; Metazoa; Chordata; Mammalia; Chiroptera; Vespertilionidae
Gene: NECTIN4
Product: nectin cell adhesion molecule 4
Exons: 9
Coding region: 297-1856 (519 amino acids)
Biological process (GO): homophilic cell-cell adhesion; symbiont entry into host cell; heterophilic cell-cell adhesion
Cellular component (GO): adherens junction
Source: RefSeq, a predicted model, not a curated record
CGCACCUGUUCUGACCUGCUGAGCAGGUUCCCAGUUUCUGCCGGAGCUGUUGGCCGCGGCGUGGGAAGCAGCUCUGGGGGAGCUCAGAGCUCCCAUCACGGCUUCUGGGGGGGCAGCUGCCGCCGGGUGCAGGACGGGCCGGUCCCCUAGGGGAGCCCCAGGAGGACGGGCAGGUCUGCCAGGGCCCGGACCUGUGACCCUCCCGCCCCGGCCAGCGCCCUCUCCAGCCCCAGAGCUGGAGCCCCGGGAGCGCCCGGCGGCACCUGAGGAACGCGGGGCAGCUCUGCGUGGGACCCAUGGCCCUGGCCCGCGGAGCCGACAUGCAGGGGCCUGAGGCCUGGCUGCCGCUGCUGCUCCUGGCGUCACUGGCAGGCCGCUGCCCGGCGGGCGAGCUGGAGGCCCCGGAGCUGGUGACGGUGGUGCUGGGCCAGGACGCGCGGCUGCCCUGCCUCUACCGCGGGGGCCCCGGCGAGCAGGUGGCGCAGGUGGCCUGGGCGCGCGCCGCCGCGGGCGAGGGCGCCCGGGAGCUGGCGCUGCUGCACGCGCAGUACGGGCUGCACGUGGGCCCCGCCUACGAGGGCCGCGUGGAGCGGCCGCCGGCGCGCGGCCCCCCGGACGGCCCCCUGGACGGCGCGGUGCUGCUGCGCAACGCGGUGCAGGCGGACGAGGGCGAGUACGAGUGCCGCGUGAGCACCUUCCCGGCCGGCAGCUUCCAGGCGCGGCUGCGGCUCCGCGUGCUGGUGCCUCCCCUGCCCUCACUGAAUCCUGGUCCAGCGCUGGAAGAGGGCCAGGGCCUGACACUGGCCGCCUCCUGCACAGCUGAGGGCAGCCCGGCCCCCAACGUGACCUGGGACACAGAAGUCAAGGGCACCAUGUCCAGCCGCGCCUUUGAGCACUCCCGCUCGGCAGCUGUCACGUCCGAGUUCCGCCUGGUGCCCAGCCGCAGCAUGAACGGGCGGCCCCUCACCUGCGUGGUGUCCCACCCCGGCCUGCUGCAGGACCAGAGGCUCACCCACACCCUGCACGUGGCCUACCUUGCAGAGGCCUCUGUGCGGGGCCUGGAAGACCAAAAGCUGUGGCAGACCGGCAGGGAAGGUGCCACGCUCAGGUGUUUGAGUGAAGGGCAGCCCCCGCCCACCUACAACUGGACACGGCUGGACGGGCCUCUGCCGAGCGGCGUGCGUGCGGACGGGGACACCCUGGGCUUCCCCCCGCUGACGGCUGAGCACAGCGGCGUCUACGUCUGCCGCGUGAGCAAUGACCUCUCCUGGCGGGAGUCCCAGGUCACCGUGGAGGUGCUGGGCAGCCUGUCUCCAGCAGACCCGGAGGCGGCCUCGGGGAAGCAGGUGGACCUGGUGUCGGCCUCCGUGGUGGUGGUGGGAGUGAUCGCCGGGCUCCUGCUCUGCCUCCUGGUGGUGGUGGUGGUGCUGAUGUCACGAUACCAUCGGCGCAAGGCCCAGCAGAUGACCCAGAAGUAUGAGGAGGAGCUGACCCUGACCAGGGAGAACUCCAUCCGCAGGCUGCAUUCCCACCACUCGGACCCCAGGAGCCAGCCGGAGGAGAGUGUAGGGCUGAGAGCCGAGGGCCACCCUGAUAGUCUCAAGGACAACAGUAGCUGCUCUGUGAUGAGUGAAGAGCCCGAAGGCCGCAGCUACUCCACGCUGACCACUGUGCGGGAGAUCGAGACCCAGACGGAGCUGCUGGCGCCCAGUCCCGGCUGCGAGCGGGCAGCAGGGGAGGACUGCGACGAGGGCAUCAAGCAGGCCAUGAGCCACUUCGUGCAGGAGAACGGGACGCUGCGGGCCAAGCCCACAGGCAACGGCAUCUACAUCAACGGGCGGGGCCACCUGGUCUGACCCAGGCCCACCUCCCACCGCCCAGCGCCUGCUCCCUCUGCUGACCGAGGACUUCAGCUCAUCUCAUCCCUCAACCCCCGACUGUUCCCCUUUUCCUCCAGCCCUGUGUCUGAUACCCAGAUGGCUGGAUAGGUUGAGUCCUUGCUGUGUGUGCAGGUCAGUGUGUGUGUGUGUGUGUGUGUGUGUGUGUGUGUGUGUGCACGCGCGCAUGCCUGUGCUGUGUGUCACACCAUCUGUCAGGAUUCAGUGCCCGGUGCUGCUGUGUCCAGUUCCCCGGGCAGCUGCAUGGAGUUGUGUGCCUGCAUGCAUUCCACCUGCAAACACAGGUGUUUUCUCAGACCCCAAAGCAGUAUUAUAAUAAUGCAGAGGCUGGAGGCUGCGGGCACUUCCACGUGUGCGGGCACAGCUGGAGCUGGGAUCUGACUCCUGGUCAGAGGGGGCUCCCAGCCCCGGAGGUCCUCAGAGGCUCCAGCUGGCACAGGAAGCCCUCUGCCCUCUAGUGGCUGGGCCUGCUGCUCGCACGUGUUUCUUUAAGGACCAGCCUGUGAGUCCCAGAGUAAGAGGAAGACUGGAAACAAGCUUUCACUCACACGACAUUCUCCUUCCCCGAAGGGAGGCCUCAGCACAGACCGCCCGGGAUAGCCAGGGGCCUCUGGGGGAGCCUGGAGCCAGUGGGUGUGCAGGUGGGAGUGGCCGUGGCCCUGGAGGCAGGGUCGGCCCUCUGUCCCCUGAGCCACUCUGCUUUCUUCCUUGUGGUUCAGUGGCCUGUGGGCCUGGGGGGCUGUUGGGACUUGGUGAUGAGGGUUCCUGUUCAGUUGUUGUUGGGGAUAGAGGGUGGGGGUUCAGGGGAUGCAAAGGGGCUGCUGGGGGCCUGACUGGCUCCUUCCCCUGGGGUCCUGGGGCCACCACCUCGGCUUUUCUGGUCCCUUUCUGCUGGAUCCACUCACACACGCAACCAGAGCACCCAGGGGACGGAGCAGCCAUGAGCCCCAGGCUCAGCCCAGCCACCACUCAGGCCUGCAAUGCGGGCUCCUGGUCACAGGAGAGACUGGCCCUGCUCCCCGCCAGCCCAGAACUUUGGAUCUGGGACCCUAGUGUGUACAUUCUAUGUAAAUAUGUUCAUAUUUGUACAUAAAUAAACAUGAUACCUGUUU